AAAACCGAUCAACCUGCUGGCCGGCCCAGUGUCAAGCGGCUCUCUGGUUGAAUCCAUCUAUCGGCCUCCCCAAAAACCCCGAUCAACUCCAGGUACUGCAUCACCGUCGGAUUCAUCUCCGGCGCCGAGUUCUUCAAAACCACAAAUCUGACUCCCUUAUUCCGUCUGCCGUGCAUCUGACCCAGCUCAAUUUCUCACAAGUUUUGUCUUGUCGGUGUUUAAUAACCGGAUCAUAAGAUUUGAAGUUCGCAGUAUACACUACCAGGCUUGUGCAAGAUGUCUUCAGCUCAAGAUCCAUUUUACAUUGUGAAGGACGAGAUUCAGGAAUCUAUUGAAAAUUUGUUCAUUACAUUCCGUGAAUGGGAGCGCACUCUACCAAGCAAUGGAAAUCACCUUCGUCUUGCAAAUGAGCUUUAUGCAACAUGUGAGAGCAUUAAAUGGCAGGUAGAUGAACUGGAGAGAGCUAUUGAUGCUGCAGCAAGUGAUCCUUCCUGGUAUAGAAUUGAUGAGGCCGAACUUGAACAACGACGAAAGUGGACCAGUGAUGCUCAUGACAAGGUGGCCAAUGUGAAGAAAGCAUUAGUAAGUGCCGGAAAGGAAUCAAAUCGAACAAACUCAUCUAAUUUUGCUGGGAAGCGAAGAGAACUAAUGAGGAUGCCAGACUCCACUCAGACUGGCAGAGCUGAGCAGUAUACUGUUAAUGAUAAUGAUGAUUACAUAUCAUCGGAAUCCGAUAAACAAUUACUUCUCAUAAAGCAACAAGAUGAAGAGCUUGACGAGCUUAGUGCUAGCAUAGAAAGAAUCGGAGGUGUUGGACUUACUAUUCACGAGGAACUUCUUGGACAGGAAAAGAUUAUUGAUGAUUUGGGUUCAGAAUUGGACAGCACUUCGACGCGUCUUGAUUUCGUUCAGAAAAAGGUUGCGAUGGUAAUGAAGAAAGCGGGCGCGAAGGGGCAGAUUAUGAUGAUAUGUUUUCUGUUAGUGUUGUUUAUCGUUUUAUUUUCCCUCGUCUUCUUAACUUAGAAGCAAACUGCUAGAAUAUAUACCAUGUAUUGAAGAACUUCACAACCUUUGAAUUAGGCAAGGUUUGAUUGGUGUACAUUGUAAUGUAAAUCGACCACUUGUGACUGUUUUACUGUUGCUUAUCACUCUAUACUCAAGUUGUAAGUGAUUAUGAUUCUUCUUCUUCUUCAAUGCUGGACUGGGCACAUUAGAACAAGAAAAAUGGGAUUUGGAU
Molecule: messenger RNA, 1237 nt
Organism: Cuscuta campestris
Lineage: Eukaryota; Viridiplantae; Streptophyta; Magnoliopsida; Solanales; Convolvulaceae
Source: the annotation of a GenBank genome assembly